AUGCCCAAAGUCUGUUCACCCACUGUUUACACUGCACCUCAACCUGCCCCUCACCAUUCAUCAACGCUCAACAGUGCCCCCCACCUGACCGCUCAUCUACUCAAGCAUCCCAACGUGACAGACGAUGAUACUAACAUCAUGUGUCUCUUGCAGGUCAAGUACAUCCUUCUUGACUGCGACAACACUCUUGUCCUCUCGGAACGUCUUGCGUUCGAGGCCUGCGCCGAUCUCACCAAUGAACUCCUUGAGAAGUACAACAUUCCCCACCGCUACACUGUCGAUUCUCUCCUCGAGGACUUUGUUGGACAGAACUUCCGUGGCAUGAUGAUCGGCCUUCAGAAGAAACACAACUUCACAAUGCCCCCAGAGCAGUUAGAGGAAUACGUCAACAGCGAGCUCGGCGAAGUCAUCAAAAAGCUCACCGCAAAGGCCCAGCCAUGCCCAGGCGCCCCUGAAGAGAUAGAACGCUUGUAUCAAGCCGGAUACCCCAUGUCCGUCGUCAGCACCUCUGCCAAGCCUCGGGUCGUUGCUUCUUUGGAGAAAGUUGGCAUCGACAAGUACUUUCCCAACCAGCAUGUCUAUAGCGCUGCGACUUCUCUGAAUCCACCAUCCAGCAAGCCAGACCCCAAGAUCUACCUGUACGCCUGUGAACAAUUGGGUGUCAAGCCAGAGGAAUGUAUCACUGUUGAGGACAGCAAGAGCGGUGCUACUGCUGCCAUGCGAGCUGGUAUUCCUCUCAUCGCCUACGUCGGCGUCUACGGCAUUGAAGAGGGCAAGGAGAAGAUGGAGCAAAUGGCCAAACUUCUGACUGAGCAAUGCAAUGCUAAGGCAGUCAUGUACGACUGGAAGGAGUUCCCUGAGAUCUUGAAGAAGAUCGAGGCCAUGUAA
Rhinocladiella mackenziei CBS 650.93 is the source of this 888-nucleotide messenger RNA. RefSeq lists its product as uncharacterized. The transcript has a single exon. The record is from RefSeq and is a predicted model, not a curated record. NCBI's taxonomy places the organism in Eukaryota, Fungi, Ascomycota, Eurotiomycetes, Chaetothyriales, Herpotrichiellaceae. Gene Ontology annotation, molecular function: hydrolase activity. Bases 1 to 888 code for a protein of 295 amino acids.